Messenger RNA from Exophiala viscosa, 2158 nucleotides. Its product is annotated as histone-lysine N-methyltransferase, H3 lysine-79 specific. Gene Ontology annotation, molecular function: histone H3K79 methyltransferase activity; histone binding. The transcript has a single exon. Gene Ontology annotation, cellular component: nucleosome; nucleus. The record is from RefSeq and is a predicted model, not a curated record. Bases 348 to 1964 code for a protein of 538 amino acids. Lineage: Eukaryota; Fungi; Ascomycota; Eurotiomycetes; Chaetothyriales; Herpotrichiellaceae. Gene Ontology annotation, biological process: DNA repair; subtelomeric heterochromatin formation; regulation of transcription regulatory region DNA binding.
AUUACGUAGGCCAAGCUGUUGUCAGCUGGUGCCUUGCAUGGGCUCCGCGAAACAGAAUUUUGGGGACUUUCGCGCCGCAGCCGCACGCCGCAGAUCGGCCUUGAGGCGCCCAUGGCAUCUCCGUCUGGCUGCCUUGCCCUCGUUGGCAUCUGGGAUCUGGGAGGGCUGCGCCCCAUCUUCACUUUUCAUCCCUUCGCAGUCGUGUGAUCCAAACAUCCAACCCUUUCUUUCGCAAUUGCUCAUUCUUAGAAUAUUCGUUCAUUUCUUGAGAUUUGGAAGGGUUUUGGGUGUCAUUCUCUUGCUAAUCUUACCUUGCGACCGAUUGUCCCAGCUUUCACAUCAAAAUCAUGGGACCAGUGCCGCCGCAGAACAGACCCCUGUCGUUUGCUGCCUUGAAAGCGAAAAAGGCCGCUCCAAAGAUCACCACAAAGAUAGUCACCGUCAACGCCGGUAGCAAGCCUAUCGCGAAGCAACCGUCGUCCAGUUCGACUCCUCGGUCUUCAGCGUCAGCAAAGCCGUCCCCCAAUGGAGCCUUGCGAAAACAGGAAGUCUCUCGAAAGUCUAGCACGCCCGCCUCUCUACCUUCCAGACAUGCGAGCAACGAGCCUCUCGAGCGAAUUAAGCAUGAGAAACACCAUCGCAUCAAACGCGCAUCUCCUGCGGUGUCGACACCCAGGCUGACGAGUUCGGACGACGAAAGUGAGGAAGACGAAAAGCCUAGAAAGCGACCUCGCGUGGACCGAAGUCACAGCAUCGAUGAAACGAGAAAAGUUCGAGAUCCUGCCGCAUUCACGAGUGAAGACGGCGGCAGUUUCUCUAUGAUUCAUGCCAUCAAUAUUGCAAACAGCAGCCUCAUAGAGCAAGGCCGAGACAAGUAUGAAGCAUUUUUCACGUCGCUGGAAGGCGACGAGGACGAGUGCCCCACGAUCGAGCUGCAGUACCCAACUGCAUUACAGGGCGAGCAGUACCAGCUGGUGAGACCGACCGACUCUUCCGACUUCAAACCUCUCGACGAGAUAGAAGCAAACAUGAAAAUUGUGGCCGAAUACUAUCUGGAUAGCGCAUCCGCAAGCAAAGUGACAAGCGAAGAAGACGGUUCCGGUUUUGUGCAGCUGCUACAUCGACAAGCAAUGCUCGGUCUGAGAGGCAAAGUCGGCGCUCAGUCGAAGUACAUCGACGUGAUCAAGAAAUAUAAUGCCCUAAUAGCUGAGAAGCGGAAGGACGGGACGAUUGGGAAGAAGUUGGAUCAGAUGACCCGUGUCGAUCUCAAGCUCGUCGAACACAUCAUUAAGAAUCAAAUUUACGCUCGAACGGUAUCGCCACAGGUCAAUUUGGUUAGGCACUACGAAAGCUUUUCCGACAACGUGUAUGGAGAACUAUUACCAAAGUUCCUCAGUCGGAUCUUUAAAGAGACAAGCUUGAAGUCCGACAAGGUGUUCAUUGACCUCGGAUCUGGGGUGGGCAAUUGCGUGCUCCAGGCCGCUCUGGAAACUGGAUGCGAAUCGUGGGGGUGUGAAGUCAUGGACAAUCCGGAUCAACUGGCCCAGCUGCAGGCAGCAGAAUUUCCUUCUCGGUGUCGACUCUGGGGCAUCAAGCCUGGCAAUGUCCGUUUGAUACACGGGGACUUUCUCAAGAACGAGGAAGUGCGUCAGGUGCUCAAGCGAGCAGACGUAAUCCUGGUCAACAAUCAGGCGUUUACGGCCGAACUCAACGACAAGCUGAAGUACGUGUUCCUGGACCUGAAGCCUGGCUGUCAUAUCAUCAGCCUCAAACCGUUUCGCAGUCCGUACCACAAAAUCAAGGAGUCGAAUGUUAAUGAUCCGGUGAACGUGUUGUCUGUGACGGAGAAGGAUCGAUGGAGUGGCAUGGUCAGUUGGACGGACGACCCGGGAAAAUGGUAUCAUCAACGAAAAGACUCAAGGGAAUUGGAUUCUUUUGUUAAGAGCAUGGGAGGCCACGACUAGUGGUUGAGUCUGGUGCGACUCCCCAAAAGAGAUCUGGCAAGACAAGAUGGACUAUUGGAUGAAGUUUGAUGAUUGACGACCAUUGCAUAGCGUCGGAAUGCGUCGAGCAAGGCCUCCUUUGUGGCUGGUUAGUUUAAGAUAGUCUAAUCAUCUAAUUGAGCUUGGCCUGGUGCCACCAGCAUAUCUCGCACUUC